Vigna angularis (adzuki bean) is the source of this 1326-nucleotide messenger RNA. RefSeq lists its product as uncharacterized. The transcript has 4 exons. NCBI's taxonomy places the organism in Eukaryota, Viridiplantae, Streptophyta, Magnoliopsida, Fabales, Fabaceae. The record is from RefSeq and is a predicted model, not a curated record. Bases 210 to 1190 code for a protein of 326 amino acids.
UUCAUUGCCACCUAUUCAUCAUGCAUCUCUUCAAACUCACGCUCUACAUAGGUUGUCUUUGCACGCAGCACGCUCUUCUUCUUCCUUUCACUUGCCUUUCUCUUUCGGCUUUUCCUUCUGCUCUGCUCAGUAGAUGCUGCAUGGUGAAGCACUAUGGACAUUUUCAACAUGUAAUGCUGGAGGAGGAAGAGCUUUCAUUUUACUAAUAAAUGGCGUUGAUUUUGGAGCUAUUGGCCAACAUAAUACUCUUGGUGACGAAGCCUUUCUCUCUCCUUAAUCUGGCAUUGUGGUUUGGUAUCAAAAUCGCAUUAACUGUCAUAUAUACUUGGACGGAGUUGAUCAGGACUACUAUCAGCGUCUAUGUAAACAUAGUAUUAAGUGUUAUCACAUGGACAUGUGGGCUUAUUUCCCUGCCUGCAAGAGCAGUGAAUGUCUUUCAAAAGGAGAGGCAGCUAGAACAAAAACUGCAUGAAAUGCAGAUAGAGCUGGAGAAUCUGGUGAGGGAGAAGAGAGAACUUCAAGAACAUUUUCAAAUGGCUGUCAAAGAGCGCAGAAUGGUGGAGAUACUAUUGGCAGAGAUUGAAGAGGAGCAUGAUAUGGCCAUUACAAAAAUUGAAAAGUUAGAGGGAAAGUUGCGGGAUCAGAGAAAUGAAAAUCUUCGGCUGAAAGAAAUUCGAGAAAAGGGCUCCAGAGAUCAAAACAAAAGUGAGAAAUUCAAGAAGAUUUCCCUUCAAGAUCUUCUAACGAGCAAAGAUAUUGGGGAAGAUGAGAGCAAAACCAGAAGUGAGUUGCUUAAACUCUUGAAAACCGGUUCAAAGUCAGGGUCAGUUAAUCCCGAAAUGAUCUCAAAGGAUGUAGAAACGAUGGAAACACUAGCACUGGACCAUCAUCGAGACAUUGCUCUGUCACAAUCACUUUUCACUGCCCUUAUGUCACUUGUGGUUGGAGUCACUGUGUGGGAAGCUGAGGAUCCUUGCAUGCCUCUUGUGGUGGCUCUCUUUGCCGUAGUAGGCAUGUCCUUGAAGAGUGUGGUGCAGUUUUUCUCCUCCAUUAGAAACAAACCUGCAUCUGAUGUUGUUGCACUUUUAAGUUUCAAUUUGUUUAUUCUUGGCACUCUAUGCUACCCUACCUUACCUAAGGUUGUUCGCAUGCUGGCACCACUAGUUUUGCGUCCUAUGGAUCAACCAUAACCAUGAUCCGGUUUGAUCUCUUUUUCUUUAGCUACAUCUUGCUGCUUCUUUUCUUUUCUGUUGUAUGAUAUCAUGUGCAGUGUAAUCUGAAUUUUAAGUUUUUUUACUGCUUGUACAAUAUGAGGAAUGUCUGUUA